Molecule: messenger RNA, 3856 nt
Organism: Epinephelus lanceolatus (giant grouper)
Lineage: Eukaryota; Metazoa; Chordata; Actinopteri; Perciformes; Serranidae
Product: MFSD2 lysolipid transporter A, lysophospholipid a
Biological process (GO): carbohydrate transport; lipid transport across blood-brain barrier; fatty acid transport
Cellular component (GO): plasma membrane
Molecular function (GO): lysophospholipid:sodium symporter activity; fatty acid transmembrane transporter activity
Source: RefSeq, a predicted model, not a curated record
GCGAGAGACUUGACUCAGAGACAGUCAGAGCACUGAGCGACACGAGACACUAUGAAGCUGUGAGGCGCUUUGUUUCUUCUGAUACUUUAAAAUAUUACUUUAUCCUAAAAAAAAAAAUACUAAUUACUUCAUCGACUUGAGAGCACAAUGGCACGAGGAGAGGGCGCAGAGCAGUACACGGCGGGUUUACUAUCAGUCAAGCCUAUAAAUACAGAAGUCAAGACGGCAAAGCCAAAGGAGCAGAGGAAAGGUCUGUCUGUGUGGAACAAACUGAGCUAUGCCAUCGGUGGGGCUCCAUACCAGAUCACAGGCAGCGCUCUGGGCUUCUUCCUCCAGAUCUACCUGCUGGAUGUGGCUCAGCUGGAUCCCUUCCAUGCCUCUAUCAUUCUGUUUGUGGGCCGUGCCUGGGACGCGGUCACAGACCCCACGGUGGGUUUCCUUGUGAGCCGGAGUAGAUGGACCAGCAUCGGCCGCAUGAUGCCGUGGAUCCUUUUCUCUACUCCGUUUGCAGUGCUGACUUACUUCCUAAUCUGGUACGUGCCUCCUUUUGAGCAAGGGAAGGUCAUCUGGUAUCUGAUAUUUUACUGCCUCUUCCAGUCAAUGCAGACGUGCUUCCACGUGCCAUACUCAGCUCUCACCAUGUUCAUCAGCAGCAACCAGAAGGAGAGGGACUCUGCCACAGCUUACCGUAUGAUGGUGGAGGUGCUGGGCACAGUUCUGGGCACCGCAAUCCCGGGACAGAUAGUAGGUGGUGCAGCGAAUUGUCGCACUGAGCCUGAUGAGCUUAACAGCAGAAAUGGAACUGUAAUGAACGCGACCGGAGUUUCACUGGAAGAGACGAAACAAGCUUACUUGGUUGCUUCAGGGGUCAUCUGCAUCAUCUACUUCGCCUGUGCUGCCAUAUUGUUUUUGGGUGUGAAGGAGCAAAAAGAGUGCGGGCGGAAAAAUUCUCCGCUCACCUUCCGUCAGGGCCUGUGGCUGGUGAUGAGUCACGGACCGUACGUCAAACUGGUCACUGCCUUCCUCUUCACCUCUCUGGCAUUCAUGCUAAUGGAGGGAAACUUUGCCCUCUUCAUUACCUACGCUCUUGGCCAUAGAAAAGACUUCCAGAAUAUUCUCCUGCUCAUCAUGCUAUCGGGGACUCUAACCAUCCCGUGGUGGCAGUGGUUUCUGACCCGGUUUGGGAAGAAGACGGCCUCUUACUUUGGCAUAGCUUGGGCAGUACCCUUCAUGAUCCUAAGCGUCACUGUUGGAAAAAACCUGAUUCUUUCUUACUUGAUCGCAGUGGCAGCAGGUGUGAGCGUGGCGGCAGCUUUCCUUCUGCCUUGGUCGAUGCUUCCUGAUGUAGUGGAUGACUUCAAGGUGAAAAACCCAGACAUCCACGGUCAUGAAGCCAUCUUCUACUCCUUCUAUGUGUUUUUCAUCAAGUUUGCCUCUGGAGUAUCCCUGGGUAUCUCAACGCUCAGUUUGAAAUUUGCUGGUUAUGUGACUGGGGCCUGCUCACAACCCGAGGCGGUCAGUUUAACCCUGAAGGUUCUGGUUUCACCUGUGCCUGUGGGUCUGAUAGCUGUAGGACUUUUGAUAUUGAAGACCUAUCCCAUUGAUGAAGAAAGGAGGGAGAGCAACCAAAAACUACUGCAGAAAAUCCUAGACUCUGAAACAGACUCUGAAUCAGAAACGUCAGCGCUUGGAAGCAGUGUGUAGCGGCAGAGGACGAGCCAACCACCACAGCUGCUUUAACAUGUUUGCACAGGCUGUCGAGGGACACAACCACCAACUAUCUGGACUAACAGAGGGAGACCACAGACCGCUGCUGCCCAAACACUAUCAGCAUUAACCAGCUCCCUCUGAUGGAUCACGCAGGUUUACGUCGCCCUCUAGUGGUCGGCCAAUGGCAUCGUGUGGGAUUCAAGUAUUUUUUUCUGAUGUCCUUCAUCUCCAACUGUGUCCCAAUUAAACUCUAUCUGCUGAAACUAAAAAGCAGACACAAUUUACAGAUUUCCACCAUGUAUUGUUUUGUGAGACAGUGUAGAAACAAAAUCCUGGGUUAGUGUCUGUUCUUCGUCCUUUCACUUCACUUUCACUCACAAAUAUAUUUUUUCCUUUUAGAGGUUUUCUGUCAAUAUUUAGCUGAAAGUACAGUAAAAUCUGAUCACCUUAUCAUUUCAAGGAGGAUAAAACACUUUUUCGUCAGCAUUUAACCAACUACAGCUACUUAGGUUUUUUGAUUCAUGGGCGUUUUAAGUUGGGCAUUUUAAGUUGGUGGAAUUUUACUCACCAAAGAGAGCUCAAACUUGUUUUUCCAAAGAGUUACGACUUUGUUUACUGAGAUGUUCCUGUAGCUGCAGUGUGAUUGCAUUGUGGGACAACAAUUCUCAUCACCUCUUACUGUUUCUUAGGUCACUUGUGUUUGACUUUCAGACAGUGCUCUGAAGGAACUAUACAGUAUCAGCCCUUAUUAAUAAAGGGCAUACCAGCACUAUUCCACUAAUUGAAAGUGUAUGAAGCUAUGCUACAAUUUCUACUUUUCAGUUGGUGUUGUUUCCUAUAAGUCAUUUCAGAAAGGUAAAAACUUUAAGUGUACUUCUUCUGAAAGGGGAAAAGGCACCUUGUGGUAUGAUGUACUGUAUGACUGAAUCACUGCCUUACACACACAUCUUGAGUAAUCAGUUGCAAUGAGAUUGUCUGUUGAACUCAGAUUAUAUUUCUUUUUGCUAUGAAGAAGGAUUUCCAUCUCAUCUUUUUGUCCUUUAACAUUUCAGCCAAUCUUUGUCAGGAUUGUUAGAUUUCUGAAUGUGCUUUCACUGCGGAGUCAAGUCUAGUAUGAAGUAAUAUCAUCUAGCAUGCUCUCACUUCCCAAAGGGAAGAAAAAAUGCUUUAAUUAAAUAUUUAUUUAAAUUAUCUAAGGGAUUUACAUUCUUGUGAAAGCACACUGACAGUGAGUGGUUUUUGAUGGAUGAGUGAUUUUCAAGUCCUAUGGAAAACAUUUGAGAACAUCAAAAUGGUGGUUUUAUUUUUUUCUUUUUCUAAGAAAGAAAAUAUCACGUUGCUAUGUUGUGAUAAACAAGCUGCCUUUACAGUGCUGUGACUCUUAAAACAACUUCCCAAACCCAGUUUUUGUGUUGUAAAGGUGUGAAGGAGACAUCUGUCCUCACUUUAGACGGCUUGAUUUAACCACACAUGAUAUCCUUAUUUGUUAUAAAUUAAAUAAGUUAUUAGGAUUUUUGAGAAAUUUCUUUGAAACUUUAUAUAUUCCUGCAUAGUUUUCAGUUGAAAUUUCUCUAAAUGAACUGUAUGACGCAGAUUACAUUUCACCCUGGGUCUCCAUGGUGUUUAAAUGCUGCUUUAUGUAUAAUAUGUAAAUACUUUUUUUUUCUAAGUUUGACCUUGAUGAGCAAUAUAUAAAGCAGCGAGGGGGCAAAUUAAUGUGCUGUAAAUUUGUAAUUAAGUCUGUGAAUAAAGUUGGUUGAAACAGAAGAACCUGUGUGAUGUCUUUACAGUAUCCAAAACUCUACCCCAUAUAGCAUUUCUAAUUACAUUUAUUCUUUAAUCUUUUUUGACAAUUGAAUAUAAACACAUGCUGCUUAAAAAGCGAUCGGUCCUCAGCUCGGCAAAGAUGAUCACAUACUCUAGGGGACACUCAUCUCCCCAAUAUUCAAAUAUGCACAAAAUAAAGAAAAAAGUUUGCAAUGCCUCAAAAGGUAACCACGCACUGUCGUCCAAAAUAGUCAUCAGCAACUGUGAUCAUAAUCAUAAAAAAUGUAACAAAUUGCUGUUAUCAUUACCAGUGCUUAGUAUUACAGGGUACUGCAGUUUUGCAGGUCACUUGUGAAAGUGGAGGUGCCAUAGCCCCAAC